GUCACAGGAAGUACGUAGGCGGAAUCUGGAUUGUAAACAAAAACGGACAAUCACUACAUUGCGUUUCUGAGCCCAAAUUAAAACUAAUUUUUAAAAAUACACAUAUAUUGACUAUCGUUUUGCCAUUCGAAGGUUGUUGGAGGUUCCAGAUGUCCAGCAGUGGUUGAUGCAAUAAAGAAAACACUAUUUGGUGUUGUGGGCCCGCAGGAUCGACUGCAGCCGGCAUGUCUCGAAAACAGACUCCAAAACCUGUACGGAGUAAUAAGAAGAGUGAACUGGAGCGGAAAAGGGACGAAAGAGCGGCGCGUCGGGCCAUCGUCAAGGACCGCAAGAACCGACCUCAGGACGGAGACGAUGGGGCGGAGUUUGUCAGUUUCUCCAAUCAGCUGCAGGCGCUGGGGCUGAAGCUGAGGGAAGUCCCCGGGGAUGGGAACUGCCUGUUCAGAGCUCUGGGGGAUCAGUUAGAAGGUCACUCCAGGGGUCACCUGAGACUACGACAGGAGACCGUGCAGUACAUGAUGUCCCAUCGACAGGACUUCGAGCCCUUUGUUGAGGACGACGUUCCCUUCGCACAGCACCUGUCCAACCUCUCUCAGCACGGAACGUUCGCCGGUAACGACGCCAUCGUGGCUUUUGCUCGGAGUCAACAGGUCAAAGUGGUGAUCCAUCAGCUGAACACGCCGCUGUGGGAGAUCAACGGAGCAGAGAAGCAGGUGUGUAGAGAGCUGCACAUCGCAUACCGUUACGGAGAUCAUUACGACAGCGUGAGGCGGAUCGGAGACAACUCUGAGAGUCCUGCUCAGCUCCGAAUAGAGAAUCUGCAGAACUCCCACGGGCAGCAGCGUGAGUUUGGAGACGGACAGAGGGACAGACAGAAGAACACGCCCACCGCAGCCUCGGAGGACGACAACGUCAUCCUGAGCUCCAUCAAGAACCGAGGAAUCCAGGGUGAUGAGGAGAACCUGCUGCAGCUCAGCGCCGCCACCAUCAACGCCCAGUGGCUGCUGGGUUCGGUUCUGGCCCAGUCCCAGUCCCAGUCCUGUCAGGGCUCCUGCUCCUCCGGGUCCUGCUCCGCCUGCAGAGGUGUGACCUCAGACUCAGGCCCCACCCCCCAACAGCCACCAGAGGGCAGCAACGCACACAAAGCCAAGGUUUCAAACAAACAGAGGAAAGAGCAGCAGCGACAGGAGAAGAAGAAGCGUCAGGAGGAGCGGCACCGGCAGAAGGUUCUGCAGUCCAAAGGGAACCAGGACCAGAACCAGAACCUGCCCCCAGAGGACGAUGUGACGCUAGUACCGGCUCUGAACACCCUCAGUAUAUAAACUGGAGACCACACCCCCAACCCCACCCACAUCCCUGCUACUGUAGCUACGGCAACACACCCCCCCCCCCCCCCCCCCCCAGCUGCUGUCCACUGAGGUUUUGCACAUGAUGAAUCUGAACAGAACCUUCUGCAAACAGUAGAACGGUCCUCAGACCUGGUCCACCUCAGACCUGGUCCACCUCAGACCCCUCUCCUUUUGCUUGUGGUGGGCGGGGCAUUUCCCACCAGAUUUGGCUGAUGUUUGUUUGGAAGGUUCAGAUCUUUGACCAAAGAAGAAGAAACAGGACGUCCAUGAGUGUGUUCCAAGUGAGUCAGAGCAGACGGAAUGAACGAAUGUGGCAAUAAAAAUAAAUAUAAAGACAAUCCACUGGUUUUUGGUCCAAACGCUCAUAGAAUGCACACAGUCUGAGUCACAUGUUUGUGUUUAUUUACAUGAACAAACAUUUUGUUCAUUUUAUUGAUUAUUUUGUUCAUUUUGUAGAUUUUUUUGUUCAUUUUGUUGAUUAUUUUGUUCAUUUUAUU
Messenger RNA from Sphaeramia orbicularis (orbiculate cardinalfish), 1846 nucleotides. RefSeq names its product OTU deubiquitinase 3 (gene otud3). The record is from RefSeq and is a predicted model, not a curated record. Gene Ontology annotation, molecular function: cysteine-type deubiquitinase activity. The transcript has 8 exons. Gene Ontology annotation, biological process: protein stabilization; protein K11-linked deubiquitination; protein K48-linked deubiquitination. The coding region runs from base 225 to 1322 and encodes 365 amino acids. NCBI's taxonomy places the organism in Eukaryota, Metazoa, Chordata, Actinopteri, Kurtiformes, Apogonidae.